AGAGCGACAGGGUGAACUGACGCCCCAGCACCGGGACUCGGAGACUAAUUGGAGACUAACAAGUAUUGAAAUAGCGAUUAAAAAAAAACAAAACACUCGCAUCCACGUAGGACACACUGGAUAUGGCUACCUCUAUUCUUGGGGAAGAGCCACGGUUUGGAACUACUCCCUUAGCGAUGCUGGCAGCAACCUGCAACAAGAUCGGCAACACCAGUCCUCUCACCACUCUACCUGACUCCAGCGCCUUCUCCAAAGGUGGAUUUCACCCGUGGAAGAGGUCCAGCUCCAGCUGCAGCCUCGGCUCCAGCCUGCCGGGCUUCACGGUAGCGACCAGCCGAGCCUCCUCGGGACUUACACCCACGAGUGGCGCGGGGAACAGCGCCUUCUGUUUGGCCUCCACCUCCCCGACCUCCGCCGCCUUCUCCACCGAGUACAGCGGCCUCUUCUCCAACACGGCCAGCGUCAGCACGCAGGAGUCCGGACAGUCCGCCUUCAUCUCCAAGGUGCACACGUCAGCGGAGACGCUGUACCCACGGGUGGGCAUGGCGCACCCGUACGAGUCCUGGUACAAGACCGGCUUCCACUCCACCAUCUCGGGCGAGGUCGCCAACGGCGCGUCGUCGUGGUGGGACGUGCACACCAACCCCGGGUCGUGGCUGGACGUGCAGAAUCCGGCCGGCGGCCUGCAGACCUCCCUGCACUCGGGCACCCCGCAGGCGAUCCACUCGCAGCUGAGCGGCUACAACCCGGACUUCUCCUCGCUGACGCACUCCGCCUUCAGCUCCACGGGGAUCAGCCCGUCCGCCUCCCACCUCCUGUCCACCAGCCAGCACCUGUUAACACAGGACGGUUUCAAAACGGUGAUCCCCACCUACACGGACACGUCCACGGCCAACGCCAUGAUCUCGGGAGGCGGCUCCGGCAUCAGCAGCUCCAGCCGCUCCUCCAGGCGCUACUCCGGCCGCGCAACCUGUGACUGUCCCAACUGCCAGGAGGCCGAGCGGCUGGGGCCCGCCGGGGCCAGUCUGAGGAGGAAGGGUCUGCACAGCUGCCACAUCCCCGGCUGCGGGAAGGUCUACGGCAAGACGUCGCACCUGAAGGCGCACCUGCGGUGGCACACCGGGGAGCGGCCCUUCGUCUGCAACUGGCUCUUCUGCGGGAAGCGCUUCACCCGCUCGGACGAGCUGCAGAGACACCUGCGCACUCACACCGGGGAGAAGCGCUUCGCCUGCCCGGUGUGCAACAAGCGCUUCAUGCGCAGCGACCACCUGAGCAAGCACAUCAAAACGCACACGGCCGGAGGAGGCGGGGGCAAGAAGGGCAGCGACAGCGACACCGACACCAGUAACCUGGAGACCCCGCGCUCCGAGUCCCCGGAUCUGAUUUUGGAAGGGCCGAGAAUCACAGUGAAGGAAGCGUCUCCCCACGACGAGCCAUAAACCAACCCCCCUCCCCCCCGUCCCCCACUCCCGCCCCCAAAUCAGCUGAAACUAAAACGGGUUGACAGACUUUAAAGGAGAGAAAGAUUUUCAAAGACAGUCGUCUCCGCAGGUAUUUAAAUCCACGGCGAGUGAAAGAUGGAAAUAUUGUGGGACUCCGGACUGUAAAUGUGUUCUCUCAUGUUCGUUUCAUUCGUGUUGACCUGGAGAUCAGGGACUUUAUUUGGACGCACUUUGUGGAUAUGUACGUACACAGCUUUUUUAUUUGGAUAAUUUCGGUUGACACAUUUUAUCCAUUCGCUCUGAAAAAAAAUCUAUCUAUAUAUCAAUGUUGUACAAAGUCACACGUAUAAGACUCGUUUUAAAAUAAUUAAACAUCUUCA
Synchiropus splendidus (mandarinfish) is the source of this 1822-nucleotide messenger RNA. It is a transcript of the gene sp9, whose product is annotated as sp9 transcription factor. The transcript is spliced from 2 exons. Gene Ontology annotation, biological process: regulation of transcription by RNA polymerase II. The coding region runs from base 123 to 1439 and encodes 438 amino acids. The record is from RefSeq and is a predicted model, not a curated record. Gene Ontology annotation, molecular function: RNA polymerase II cis-regulatory region sequence-specific DNA binding; DNA-binding transcription factor activity, RNA polymerase II-specific. Lineage: Eukaryota; Metazoa; Chordata; Actinopteri; Syngnathiformes; Callionymidae.